Messenger RNA from Heteronotia binoei (common prickly gecko), 1500 nucleotides. RefSeq names its product coiled-coil domain containing 7 (gene CCDC7). The transcript has 15 exons. Lineage: Eukaryota; Metazoa; Chordata; Lepidosauria; Squamata; Gekkonidae. The record is from RefSeq and is a predicted model, not a curated record. The coding region runs from base 10 to 1323 and encodes 437 amino acids.
CGUGAAGAUAUGGUCUGUUUCCUGAUAUUUUGCUCACAACUUAGUAAUCAAUUAGAGAUUUCACUUCGUGAAGAAAAACAAAUAUUAGAAUCAUUGUUUAAGUGGUUUGAAAAGGAGGUCCAGAUGUUCGAGGAGCUAGGCGAGGAAGAAAUUAUUCCAGAUUGGCAAAUUCCAGUGGCAGAUAAAAACAUAACUGAAAACAUAAAUAAAUUAAUGAACCGCAUCCAGAGGCUUGAAGACUUGAAGGGUCGUGUGCAAGAAUUGCCCAAAUAUAUCCGAGUUCCUACGCCUAGGGAAAAGAGAAGACCAUUAGCAGCAACACCAGGUGUUGUCAGGGACCCCAAAAAUAUUCUAGAAGAACUUGCUACGAAACAUGCAACUGAAGAUGUGAUGAAUAUGGUACGGGUUUUCCAGGAUGAGUCAGGAGCACCACAAACCAUUGAAUCAAUGAACAACCGCAUAGUAGAAAUAAUGAAAAUAUUUGAAAGGCAAACAAAUAAGCUGCACAGAGUUACAAAUGAACAAGAUGUCCUUGAAGGUAAAUUACAGAAGAUACAACAGGACUUCCGAAAGCUAGCAGAAGAGAAACAGAUAAUGGAGGAUGAACUUCAAAAGAUGAAAGCUUCAGAUAUAAUUCAAGAAAAAGGAUCAGCAGAUACCAGGAAAAAAUUAUUAGCGAGACUGGAAAAGGAGAAAGCAAAAAUUGAAGAGAGAACUAGUGCACAGGGAGAAAAGGGGAAAAAGCCUCAGAAGGUAAAAGACUCUGAAGCUGUGAAAGUGAAAGAAGAUUUAGCUAUAGCACAGGCAAAUAUUCAGUCUCUUGAAAGAGAGAAGAAAAUGCUUGAAGAGAAACUUAAGAAAGUUUUAGAGGAAGCUAAUAUAGCUAGGGGUCAAUUUACUGAAAUACCCCCAGAUAUUCCAGAUUGGGAGUUCACUUAUAAAGCUCUUGAAGAAACUGAAAAAGAGUUACCUAAGAAAAGCAAGAAAGGAACAAAGCUUAAAGGCAAAGUAUCUGUUAUUGAUGGAACAGUUCAGAAAGUAUCGAAGCUUGACACUGUAAAAGCAAGUGAAACAUUACCUGGAAAAAGUCAAGAAAUUUCCGCAGCACUGCAAGCAAAAGACGGUAAAGGCAAGAAAAUAGGGACAGAUUUGUCUGAAAUUGAACGUACCUCUGUUCAUAAAAUACCCUCUACUGGUUCAGAAAAACUUCCAAAACAACCUGGAAAAUCAGAGACCCCCUCAAAGACUGAUGCCAAAGGUGUUAUAAAACCCAAAGAGUCUGCAGAAUUGAAAAAACAACGUUCAGUGGUGAAAGGGUCUUAAAAGAAUUCCUGAAAAUCUCUGAAGAAUGGUUUCCAUACUUCCACGAGGAGUGAAAUAAAACCAAAACAAGGAUGUCGGGUCUUGCUGCUCAAUAAAUAAGAUGAUUUGAGAUCCAAUAUGUUGUGCGAUGUUAUUAGACUUUAAGAAAAAGCUUCAGUAGAAAAUUUGUGCUUUAUA